AAUAACAUGUAAGGGUGUGUGUGUCUAAGAGAGAAAGAGAGAGAGAAGUGACACAGGAAGUCAAUGAGGUUGUGGUAAACAGACUCUGCAUACCCAGUUGUGUCGACUGAGUGUGAUCACAGCGUGAUGCUUUGUGUUAUAAUGAGAAGACACUUUUGAAACCCCCAGAGAAAGCACCACGUCUCGAAAUCACUUUGUGGACAGCAAAUAAGCAAACACAAAAAACAUGGGUGGGGAGGAAGGAAAACUGCAUCGCAGACUUUCACGAAUAGGAAGCAGAUCACAGAGGGAGCCACCACGACCCCCUCCUCAAACAGACAAGCCCCCAACGGUGGCUCCUCCAAGACCCGCUGAGACUACUCCAAAACCUCCAGAGCAUGCACCAAAACCAGUUGUAAUCCCCCCAAAACCUCCAGUGGUUCAAAAGCCCAGUGCCCCUCCGAGGCCACAAAUACAAGUGUUCAACAGCACGGAGCAUGGCGCUGCCAUACUCAAGGGAUUGGAUCAUUUUCGUGGUGAUGAGACGCUUUGCGAUGUGACUCUGGUACCUGGUGACAGCAGUGAAACUUUCCCGGUUCACAGGGUCAUCAUGGCUUCAGCCAGUGACUACUUCAAGGCCAUGUUCACAGGAGGCAUGAGAGAGCAGGAGCUGAAGGAGAUAAAGCUCCAUGGCGUGAGCACAAUCGGCCUGAAGAAUAUCAUCGAGUUCAUCUACACAUCUCGUCUGAGCCUGAGUCUCGGCACCCUUCAGGACACACUAGAGGCAGCGAGCUUCCUCCAGGUGCUUCCCGUUCUCAGCUUCUGCAACCAGCUACUUAGCAGUGAGAUCACUAUAGAAAACUGUGUGGAAGUGGAGCGCAUUGCCAGAGAUCUUCUUCUGGAAGAUGUCCAGAGACAUGUCCACAUGUUUGUGUGCGAGAACUUCUCCGCAUUGAUGCAGAGUGGCCGCCUGCUGCAGCUGUCCGAGGCGAGCAUGACGUACGCCCUCUCCAGCGACUCUCUGAGGGGUUUCACUGAGAUGGAGCUGUAUCGCAUUGCCCGUGCCUGGCUGUCCCAUAAACCCACCGAGCGUCGUUCUGCUGCUUACUCCCUGAUGCGCCACAUCCGCUUCCCUCUGAUGACCCCUGCUGAGCUCCUCCAGAUCUCUCAGGAGGACCAGAUGGAAGAAGGAGCAACAAGCGGGGAAAAGAAGGAAGUGGAGCCGUUCAUGCGAUCGGACACGGCCUGUGUCAACCUCCUCCUGGAGGCCAGCAACUAUCAGAUGCUUCCCUUCCUCCAGCCGAAACUGCAGACGGAACGGACCCGGAUUCGAUCCGACUGUACUCACCUGGUGGUUCUGGGUGGUGUGAUGAGGCAGCAACUUGUGGUCAGCAAAGAGCUCAAGCUGUACGAUGAGGAAGACGGAGGCACUUGGAGGGCCCUCCAACCUAUGGAGGUGCCACGUUACCAGCACGGAGUGGCUCUUCUAGGGGGGUUUCUUUACAUUGUAGGAGGUCAGAGCACUUAUGACACCAAGGGUAAGACAGCUGUUGACAGCGCGUACAGGUAUGAUCCUCGCUUUGACCGCUGGUUGCAGGUGGCCUCUCUGAAUGAGAAGAGGACGUUCUUCCAUCUGAGCGCUCUGAAGGGGAAGCUCUAUGCUGUUGGAGGGAGAAAUGCCACAGGGGAGAUUGAUUCGGUGGAGUGCUACAACUUGAACAAGAAUGAGUGGACUUUUGUUGCACCGAUGAAUGAACCUCAUUAUGGACACGCUGGCACAGUACAUGGAGAUCUGAUGUAUGUGUCAGGUGGGAUCACAAGAGAUGCUUUCCAGAAAGAGCUGCUGUGUUAUGACCCCGAUAGAGACGUGUGGAGUAGACGAGCAGACAUGAUGGAGCUUCGUGGUCUUCACUGCAUGUGCACCGUGGGCGACCGCCUUUACGUCAUGGGUGGAAACCACUUCCGUGGGACUAAUGACUACGAUGAUGUGCUAAGCUGUGAGUUCUACAGCCCCGCAACUGACCAGUGGACAGUGGUGGCUCCGAUGCCCAGGGGUCAGAGCGAUGUCGGGGUGGCCGUCUUUAAGGAGCGCAUCUACGUGGUGGGUGGUUACUCCUGGAACAGCAGGUGUAUGGUGGAUAUUGUGCAGUGUUAUGACCCUGAGAAGGAUGAGUGGGAGAAGGUCUUCAAUGUCCUGGAGCCUCUCGGAGGAAUACGGGCAUGCACUAUGACAGUUCAUUGCCCAAAAGGUUCAACAGAUGAGGCUGAAAUACAAGAGUGUCCUCUUUCAACAUCCAAAGGCUGAACAGAUGUUUUGAUAUCACUUUCGGCCUUUACAUGUGAGAUACUGAAAUUAGCUUCACAUUGCUAGUGAUGUGUAUUGCAAAAACAGAUUUAAUGUUUUUAUUUCUGUUCAUGCCACUUUAGUAAUGUCUAAGCUGGGGCAAGGGAAAAUAAUCUGCUUGUAAAAAGCUGUUAGUGUACCACUGUGUUUUUAAAUGUGCUUAACUGUGCUUAAAUGCUGUUCUCUUUCAGUGACUGAUGACACGUAUGAUAGCCACAGUGCUUAAUAUUGCAUCUCUAAAUUAUUCUGUUCUACGUUUUAUAUAUGCUUCAAUUACUUUUAUAUGCCUUGCAAAAAUAAACUUUUUUUAAUCAAUUAA
This is a messenger RNA of Ctenopharyngodon idella (grass carp), 2642 nucleotides long. Its product is annotated as kelch-like protein 9. The transcript is spliced from 8 exons. The coding region runs from base 227 to 2284 and encodes 685 amino acids. Gene Ontology annotation, cellular component: Cul3-RING ubiquitin ligase complex. Gene Ontology annotation, molecular function: cullin family protein binding; ubiquitin-protein transferase activity. The record is from RefSeq and is a predicted model, not a curated record. Lineage: Eukaryota; Metazoa; Chordata; Actinopteri; Cypriniformes; Xenocyprididae. Gene Ontology annotation, biological process: protein ubiquitination; regulation of cytokinesis.